Messenger RNA from Alternaria burnsii, 1119 nucleotides. RefSeq names its product extracellular metalloprotease precursor. Gene Ontology annotation, molecular function: metalloendopeptidase activity. The transcript has 2 exons. Bases 1 to 1119 code for a protein of 372 amino acids. The record is from RefSeq and is a predicted model, not a curated record. NCBI's taxonomy places the organism in Eukaryota, Fungi, Ascomycota, Dothideomycetes, Pleosporales, Pleosporaceae. Gene Ontology annotation, biological process: proteolysis.
AUGGAAAAGGUCCAGCAGUAUCCUGUCUGCGGAUUUGUACCUCCUUACAUCCUCUCGGCCAUAGCCAAGUCUGCCGACACAAAACCUGAUCCUGUCGGAAAAGAUACCGGUGCUGCCUGCAAAGAUACGCUUGAACAUCAAGAAAAGUCCUAUAUCACUCAGCGUCAUAAGCUGUGCACUGGAACUCAGCAAACUCUGGUGGCAGCAGGAGCUACACUGCCAGGUUCCGUGCAGAGAGAGAUCUACGAUUGUAAGAGAACUGGCAAUCUCCCUGGAGAUCCUGCUAGAUCAGAAGGAGGGGCCCGCACUGAGGACCGCCAAGUCACCAAUGUCUACGACGGAUUUGGAAUCACGUAUAACUUUUUUUCGGAGAUCUUCAAGCGUAACUCCCUUGAUGGCAAAGGGUUGCCUCUUAUCGGCAGCGUCCAUUACAGACCGGGAAGCACGCCAAAAGGAUACAACAAUGCCUAUUGGGAUGGUGAAGAGCAGCGAAUGGUUUUCGGCGAUGGCGACCACAUCACCUUUGACUACCUCACCGACUCGCUGGAUGUCAUCGCCCACGAACUGAGCCAUGGCUUCGUCCAAUUCUCCUCACCGCUCAAAUAUGAAUGGCAGUCAGGAGCCUUGAAUGAGUCUUGUGCCGAUAUCUUUGGCUCCAUGGUCGAGCAAUGGUAUAUGAAGCAGAGCGUGGAUGAUGCAGAUUGGAUUCUCGGUCAGACACUUUUUCCUGUGGCAUUUACAGGUUCUGCUCUACGAACUUUCAAGGCUGGGAAAGCAUAUACGAAAGACCCUAUCUUCGGAACUGACCCGCAGCCAAAGCACAUGGACCACAUCAACAAAGAACCUGGUGAUAAUCGAGGCGUCCAUAUCAACUCUGGUAUCCCGAAUCAUGCCUUCUAUCUGGCUGCGAAAUCUCUUGGUGGGUAUUCCUGGGAAACGGCUGGCAAGGUGUGGUACGAGACCAUGACCUCGGGUAAGAUUAAACCCAACUGCGAUUUCAAGACUUUCGCGAAAGUCACAGUGGAUGUCGCUGGAGAGACAUUUGUCGAUAAGUCGGUACAGAAGGCUAUUUUUGAUGCGUGGGUCAAGGUCGGAGUCCUUGCUCAAACAAAACUCUGA